AUGAGCCUUUGCCACCGCGGGUGCUGGACCCUGCGUCCAACGAGCAGAGGGAUCAGCAGCCUCCUCCUCCUCCUCCUUCUCUUCCUCCUCAGCAUGUCCUCGAACGCCAAUCCGGAUCUCGCGAAUCGUUCAGUGCCUUGAUCCACGCCGAGGGACAGCAGGUUGGGUCGGCAAGUAUGCUCGUUCCAUUCUCAAAGAGCGACGAGCUUACGGGUCGCAAGUACCAUCCAGCAGCCUCGACGAGCCCGCAUGUGCGGCUUCGGUGACAAGGAUCGACGGCCAAUUACACCACCGCCCUGCGUACGGCUUGUCAUCACCGAUCUCGCUACCGGAAAGGAGAUAGACUGCAAUGAUAUUGACCAUUCCAUGUUUGUACUCAACGUUGAUCUAUGGAACGAAGAGGGCACACGCGAGGUCAACCUCGUUCGCUCUUCCACAAGCAGUCAAUCAGCAACCGCAGUAUCGUAUCCAUAUGCAUCCAUCACAAUUGCAGAUAGCUCGCACUCGACAUACGGCCAAAAUAUCCCUCCCCCGAGUCGUGACGCCACUUAUAGUCUGCCACACACUGCAAACUACCCCCCGGAAUACCAGACUCAGCCUCCUCAGCCUCCCCAGUCUACUUACAACACCCAAGCGUAUCAACCUACCACAUACGGCCCCCCGACACAGUAUUUUCCACGGCAUCAAACGUAUGGCUCGGAUGCGGGGCUCCCUGGAACGGCUUUUGGAGGAUAUAUGGAUCCAAACUCCCUGACGAAAAUGGCCGUGGUCGGUGGCCAGCCUCAGGGCAUGUUCACACGGAAUCUCAUAGGCAGCUUGGCCGCGAGCGCCUUUCGCCUAACCGAUACAACGGACCAUCUCGGUAUUUGGUUUGUCCUGCAAGAUCUGAGUGUCCGAACAGAAGGACCAUUUCGUCUACGAUUCUCUUUUGUCAACGUUGGCGCUCCCGGAGGGGCUGGCAAGGUCAAUACAGGAAGGGCUCCGAUAUUGGCAUCAUGUUUUAGCGAGGUGUUUAAUGUUUAUUCCGCGAAGAAAUUCCCCGGAGUCUGCGAAAGCACGCCUUUGAGCAAGACGUUUGCUGCUCAGGGCAUCAAGAUUCCCAUUCGCAAGGAUGCCAAUGGCAAGGGUGGAGAUGGGGAGGAUGAUUAUGUCGACUAAAGUCUUGCAUUCCCUAGUAUGGCCAACAAAUCUGUUGAUUAAUUAUUUUUAUCGACUUGGACGACAAUAUUCACAUGAACGUGGAACGUUCAUAAAACAGGGGGCUU
Messenger RNA from Trichoderma harzianum CBS 226.95, 1265 nucleotides. RefSeq lists its product as hypothetical. The coding region runs from base 250 to 1158 and encodes 302 amino acids. Lineage: Eukaryota; Fungi; Ascomycota; Sordariomycetes; Hypocreales; Hypocreaceae. The transcript has 6 exons. The record is from RefSeq and is a predicted model, not a curated record.